Messenger RNA from Clarias gariepinus (North African catfish), 5878 nucleotides. RefSeq names its product spectrin, beta, non-erythrocytic 4a (gene sptbn4a). Bases 246 to 4550 code for a protein of 1434 amino acids. Gene Ontology annotation, biological process: actin cytoskeleton organization. NCBI's taxonomy places the organism in Eukaryota, Metazoa, Chordata, Actinopteri, Siluriformes, Clariidae. The record is from RefSeq and is a predicted model, not a curated record. The transcript is spliced from 20 exons. Gene Ontology annotation, cellular component: plasma membrane; cell projection; cell junction. Gene Ontology annotation, molecular function: actin filament binding; phospholipid binding.
CUCUUCACCAUGUGAAUAGACCUUCGUUCGGACGCAGUCGGAUACAGCAGUGCUGUUCCCUUUCCUUGUGGAACGCUCAGGCGUGUGUGUGUGUGUGUGUGUGUGUGUGUGUGUUUGGAAAGACAUCCUGACGUGUGGAUACUGCAGCACUCUUCUGUGGAGUCGAACCUGGAUGGCAUGAAGACCCAGAGGAGUGCCAGGCUCUGAGCUCCCCAUCAUCAUUGCUGCUGCUGAUACUGCCAAGGAUGCUCAUGCCUCGUGAGGGUGGGCGAGAUGAGGCUCACAAGCUGCACAGAAAAUGGAUGAAACACCAGGCCUUCAUGGCCGAACUGGCUCGCAACAAAGAAUGGCUGUCCAAAAUCGAACAGGAGGGGAAGGAGUUGAUAGAGGAGCAGCCAGAGCUUGGGCCUGUGGUGCAACAGAAGCUGAAGGAGAUGAGGGAAUGCUGGACACAUCUGGAGAGCACCACCAAGGCCAAAGCUCGUCAGCUCUUCGAGACACAGAACCACAGAACCACAGACGUCCCAUUACACAGCCUCUCAGAUCUGGACCAGCACCUCAGUUUGCUCCAGGACGAGCCACCUCAUUCAUCACACUCCUCACACACAGCAUACUCCACACACACCAGCCCCUCGGCAAGCGUUGCCAUCCAGAGCCCUCGUACCACAUUUAGCCAGCAGCUGCAAAGGAUACAGUCAAUGGAGACCCAGAUGCAGCUCUAUCCUGGUUUGAUGCAGCUGAAAUCCGACAUUAGUGGACAGAGUGAUGUGGAUGGAUCCAACGUACUGCGUCGCGGGCCAAUGGGUAUUGAGGUUCAGGGCUCGGGGGCCGUGGCUGAGACACGAAUUGUGCGCCUGAUCGAGCCACUGAAAGAAAGGAGGCGGAUUCUUCUGGCCUCCAAAGAAAUGCACCAAGUCACACAGGAUCUGGAAGAUGAGAUUGUGUGGAUUCAGGAGCGAUUACCAUUGGCCUCCUCUACAGAAUACGGCACCAAUAUGCAGAGCGUACAGCAGCUGGUUAAAAACCACGAGGCCUUGCAGAUGGAGAUGCAGUCCAGAAAGGGUCGUGUCGAGGAGGUGCUGGAGAGAGCUGAGGCAGUCGCCGCCCUUCGCACUCCUGAGGUGGAGAUUGUCAGAGAGGGAGCGAUGCACGUGAGGCAGCUUUGGGAGGUGCUACAGAUGGAGACAGAGCGUCGUACGGUGAUGCUGGAUGCAGUAAGUCAUGCCCAGCAAUACUACACUGAGGCAGCAAAGGCAGAGUCCUGGCUCAGCGGGCAAAAGCUUCAUGUUCUCAAUGAGGAGGAUGGCAAUGAUGAAGCAAGCACACUAAGGCUGCUAAAGGAGCAGUUGGCCUUAGAGCAGAAGGUGGAGAAUUACGCAGAGACCGUGGGUUUCCUGUCUCAGCAGUGCCGCCGACUGUUGGAGCUGGGACAUCCUGAUAGCGAGCAGAUUACUAAGCAGCAGGCGCACAUCGACCGGCUCUACGUCUCCCUGAAGGACCUGGUGGAGCAGAAGAAGACCAAGCUGGAGCAGCAGUACUGGCUCUACCAGCUGAAAAAGGAGGUGGAGUCUCUGGAGAAGUGGAUCUCAGAGAGAGAGGCUGUCGCCAGCUCCACUGAGCUUGGCCAGGACCUGGAACAUGUUACAGUGUUGCAGGAGAGGUUCACUGAAUUUCGGGCAGAAACAAGCACCGCAGGACAGAGGCAGAUGGACUCGGUGAACAAGAUGGUGAACGAGAUGAUCGACUGCGGCCACUCAGACGCCGCCACUAUCGCCGAGUGGAAGGAUGGCCUGAACGAGUCCUGGGCCGACCUGCAGGAGCUGAUGGAGACCAGAGCACAGAUGCUCGCCGCCUCACAUCAACUCCAAAAGUUCUUCACUAACUGCCAGGAGGUGCUGGUGCAAAUUGAGGGAAAGAUGAGGCAGUUACCGGAGGUACGUUCAUGCCAGGUGAGCACCGCCAACCCCGGCACACUACAGAGACUGCUGCACUCCUUUGAACACUCUCUGCAGCUGCUUGUCUCGCAGGUGCGUCAGUUGCAAGAGAACGCAUCUCAGCUCCGUGCGAUCUAUGCUGGCGAGAAGGCCGACACGAUCCUGGUCCGUGAACAAGAAGUGAUGCGCGCAUGGAAGGAACUCCUCGUGGCGUGUGAGGGCAGCCGUGUACAGGUUACUACGGUGACGGACAAAAUCCAAUUCUUCGCCAUGGUUCGUGAGCUGAGCAUGUGGACAGAUGGGAUCAUGGGACAAAUCGGUCCAGUUGAGGACGCACGCGACAUGUCUUCCCUGGAGUGCAUGAUUUCCCAGCACCAAAACCUGAAAAGUAAAAUGGAGAGCAAAAGCAAGAACUUCAUGCACUGUGUGGAGAUGGGCAAGAUGCUUCUCGCAGCACACAAUCCUGCAGCUGAGGAGGUGAAGGAGAAGUUGGAGUAUGUGAUGGCAAAGCAGAAAGAUCUGAACGAUAAGUGGGAGCAGCACUGGGAGAAACUCCAGCGCAUGCAGAAACGGAUACAGUCUGCACAAAAAAGCAAGGCUGAAGGGACGUGGCACACGACAAAGGAGUCACUUAGCAGUGGUGGUGAGGCAGAGGGCGGGGCUGACGAGGUGGAGCAGCUGAUUCGCAGGCACGAGGCGUUCCGUAAGGCGGCAACAACUUGGAAAGAGCACUUCAGCUCCUUACGACAGGUUGAGAAACUGAAAGAAGAGCAAAGCAAGCAGUCCACCGCCUCAUCUCUCCUCAACAGACAGAUGUUUCCUCUUUCCUGCCUCGUGCCGAGCUCUUCCUCAUCCUCAUCUUCCUCGUCUCUUUUUAGGAGCCCUCUGCAGGACAUGCUCCUGGAAUCCAAAUCUGGUUCAGACCUUACACAUACCCCACAUGCUUUUGCACAGAGGCUAGGAUCUGCACUGAAUCCCUAUGCUCCCGUCAUGAACGGCUCCCCCUACCACAGGCUUAACCAACAAGUCGGGAUGUUGGGCACAAACAGCUCCAGUCAAACUGGGUUAAACCAACAGGGUGUUUUUGGGGUGGACAGCUCGAGUUACACUGGCAUAAACCAACUCGGCAUGUUGGGUUCAGACAGCUCCAGCUACACUGGACUGAAUCAACAAGGUGUCACAGGAGCCAAUGGCCUGAACCCCCUUAGUGCCAUGGGGAUGACCGAGCCCAAAACCGCAUUUGCCUGGCAGCAGCUCAAAGCUGACAUGCAGCCCAGAAUCAACCACAUGCACAAGGCUGUAGGUCCUUUGUUAGAGGCCCAUGCUGGGCACUUGGUCCCGAUGGGUGUACCAGUGGGCACUGAGGCAUCCCUGGAGCUGCUCCACGGACGGCUGCAGAGGGACCCUCGUGGCAGCCGGUCAGACCCGCAAAUGGACCAUCUGCGCAGGGAGAGGGAGUACCGGCUCGGGCGUCACACCUCCAGUGAGCAGGAGAUCCAGGCACGUUUAAAUGAGCUACCAAUGAUUGUGCGCCAGGAGAGGCACCAGCGGCGCAGGCUAGAGCGCCAGUCGUCCAGCGAGCAUGAAGGCAGUGGUAGGCAGAGAAUUCAGAAACAGGACUCCAGUGACCAGGAGUCAGGAAAAGAAGGGUCAGACAAGAAGCAGACAGGGGAAAAACGCUCCACUAUGGCUGAGAUAGUGGAACAGGUGCAGGAGAGAGAAGCAUGCCAUGCGAGGGGAGAGGUGUAUCGUCCUCCCAGCAGUCUCUCUGCCCCUGUCUCUCGUCUUGACCGGCCUCGAGCUCGCGAUCGCCCAAAACCACGACGACGGCCGCGUCCUAAAGAACCCGAGGAGACGCGUCGGUCACGGUCAGCACCGGCUCAGAGCACGCCAAGCACACCGCAGCCACCUACACAUACCGUUCACGAGGAGGGCUUCCUGUACCGCAAACACGAAGAGGAAGGCAAGGAAAAGAGCCCCAACAGCAAGUCGUGGGUGAACCUGUACUGUGUGCUCAACAAAGGCGAGAUCGGCUUCUACAAGGACGCCAGGAACACGACGACCCCAUACAACGACGAGCCGCUCCUCAACCUGGCCAUGUGUACCUUCGACACCACUAACGGCUACAAGAAGAAGAAAAACGUCUUCAUCCUAAGGAGUGAAACCGAUGGGGAUUACAUCUUCCUGGCCAAAGAUGAGGAGGACUUGAAGCGUUGGGUGAACAGCAUAAACGCCAGCCUGAGCGAGAUCGAGGAGAUCGCCAAGUGGGAAAAACCCACCACUUCGUCGACCGACCCCGACAAAUCCGAACGCAAGGAGCGCUCCGAAGGGGCGGAGCCAUCUGAGAAGUCGGAGCGAUCUGAUCGAUCGGACAAGCGAGAGGGGGAGAAAAGCUCCGAAAGUUCGGAAAAGAGGGACACAUUGGAAAGAAAGAGGAUGGAACGACGAGGAAGGGAGCGAGGAGAGGAAGAGAGAGGAGCGCGAGAUAGGGGAGAAAGAGGAGAGCGUGGGGAGAAAGGAGAGAGAGGAGAAAGAGGAGACAGAGAGAGGGAGAGAGAGCGGGAUAGGGGAGACCGGAGUUCCAGGGGUUCCAGCACCUCGGGGAAGAGUAAAUGAUACGCUCAACUCGUCCAUCCAUUCAUCCAUCUUUCCAUAGAUCUACCAAGAAUGGAGGAGAGGAAAAGAACGAGUGCUUUUACUUCUCCAUCACCCUGAUGACACGCUGUUGAGGUUUUUCCAGUAAACACAGCGUCCAAAGAGAGAGUCUUGCAAAAGCGUAGGAAUUAUUCUUGUCCUAUAAUUAGUAAACGAAGACGAAAAUGAUAUCGCUCAGAUAUCUGAAUAGCGUUUUAACGAAAGCAAUAUGAUGUACGCAGUAGUCUAUUUAAUAUCGGAUUCAUACUCGCCCCCAUUGUUUGUGUGUGAGAGAGAAAGUGAAAGCAGGAGAAAAGUGUGUGUAUGCCUAUGAAAAAUGUGAAUACACUCAGGACUAGAACUGAAAGGAGCAGAUGCAAGUGCAAACACACUCACAUGUACCACACACAGGUUAUACUUUCCACUAAUUAGUCAGAUGUUGUUAUCCUGCUUCAGUAGCAACGCAUAGUCAAGAAACAUUCAUUUAGAUCUUCUAAAGAUAAACCGUGAAAUAUAAACAGUUUCCUGUACACUUAUUUCAAAAUAAACGAGUUAUCGAUCAUGUUCAGUAGAGACGUGAGACUAACGUAGGCAACAAGUUUUCAAAGUUUGACAUGCAGUAAUUUAGAGUGAACCACCAGCAAAUCACCUAAAUCCAUGGGUAUAAGGUACAUCAAUCAGCCAUAACUUUAACACAGCCACCAUGUGUACUAAACAACAUUGAUUACCAACUAUACACAGCAAACUGGUGACAGGAUCAUGGCCACUCAUGGGCUUACCCAUGCCUGUGGGGACCAUAGGCCAGCCCAUCCUUUCCGAUCCCACAGAAAAGCCAGCACUUGACACAAAUCAUCAAACAAAGUCAAUGCUGGCUGUGAUAGAAAGGCACCAGAACCCAAGUGCACCACAGCCUGCUGCACAUGGGGCCCAGCAGGCAAAAAGCUGCUGACCUGGAAUCCAAAUUCCCCAGAUCCCAUCGGGAUGGGAUGUGCCCAACAAACAAAAGUCCAAUCCAUAGAGGCCCCACCGCAGAGGAUCCGCUCUCAACGUCCUGGUGCCAGACAUCACAGCAUACCCCCAGAGACCCUGCAAAGCCAUGCCCCGUGAGGCAAGACCCACUCAGUCGCACAAGGGGAACCCAAAACCUAGGUAGUUUUAUUGUUACGGCUGAUCUGUGUAUCUACAAAAUAACCAAAAGUUAACAAAUCCCAACAGUUUCUUUGCAAUUGUGUGUCUAUUACGCCAAGUGAAAUCCAGAUAAAGGGCAGAAAGUAAAAAAGUAAAAUGGACAACAUGGAAGAAAGCAUAUG